This is a messenger RNA of Fusarium coffeatum, 1122 nucleotides long. RefSeq lists its product as uncharacterized. Bases 1 to 1122 code for a protein of 373 amino acids. The record is from RefSeq and is a predicted model, not a curated record. The transcript is spliced from 2 exons. NCBI's taxonomy places the organism in Eukaryota, Fungi, Ascomycota, Sordariomycetes, Hypocreales, Nectriaceae.
AUGUUGCCCCAACUUGUCAUGAACCACCUAAGCUCCAUUGGCGAAGCUGCUUCUACAUGGAUCUCUGGAAACAACUACCUCAGCUCUGCCAGAGAAUGCCCACCUUUACCAAAGGGAGACCUCAACUAUGACAUUUACAUGGGAUACCCUGAGAUGUUUGCUUGGGACAAGAAGCGAUGCGUCGCCUACGUCAGCAACCUAUACAACGCCACAGUCAGCACUUAUGAUCCUUACAAAUCCGUUGUUCUCGAUACGAUUCACUUCCCGGGACUCAGUCAUGCUGGAAACUCAGCUAGUCCCAAUCCUCUGCAUGCCAGUGGUAUCAUCCUCAAGCCCGAUGCAUACCAAGCCGAGACUCUUGAAGUCGUCAUUGACAACGGAGAUGCUUUCUACAGUGAUGGCUUCAACGUAUCCGGACCUGAUCACCUUAUGAGCAUCGACCUGAAGAUGAAGGAGGUGACAAGCCAACUCCGUUUGAACAACGGUCUCUAUGCCGGUUACGCCGACGCCAGUCUUGGCCCUGACGGCAACACAUAUGUCCUGGGCACCUAUACAUCCAACAUCCUGCGAGUAACUCCCAACAAGGAGGUUUCCACCUUUUAUGUCGCUGAGCCGCUCGGACCUCCUCGUCUUUACGGCUUCACUGGCAUAGCUCAUGUCGGCGAUGUCAUGAUCGUUCCGGACAACAUCAUCGGCCAACUCAUCCGCUUCAACGUGAAUGAUAAGGUCGGGACACCAGUUACCAUAAAACAGACCCCAUACCACGAAUUCAAGACCGCAAAUGUCUUGCAUUUCCCGGAGCGAUACAACGACACUAUCCUUCUUGUUGCUGAGAAUAAGACUCCCGACCAUCCCUUUGGAGGCGUGGCGGUUUAUCAGGAUAAGACGAAGCAGUUUAACGAGGUUGACUUUCUGGGUUUCUUGCCUAGCCGUCUCGAAAAUGCUUUGACGACAUCUGCACGACAAAUGGCUGAUCGCAUUUACGUUGUUGCUCUUCCUACGGAUGGCGCCAAUAUCACUGUCGCUGGGGAGAGUAGCAGAUUCUUGUGGCAAGACGUUACCGAGGAUUUAGAUAAGAUCAUUUACGGCAAGGUUGAAGGGGAAUUGCGGGAGGAAAUAUAG